AUGUAUGUUUAUACAUUGAUACCUCAGACCCGACUUAUUAAAAUUACAGAAAUGAUUUCUAAAUUCAUCGAUACCCUUUUUGUGAUGUUCCAAAUCAAUUCUGAUGUUGGCUACAAAUUUUUUGAAUGGCUUCAUGAAAGCACAUCAACGAAUCGCAAACUGUUUGGAUUAUCUACAUCAAAAUUCAUUCAAGCUUUAUCAGUCUCGCGUAGUGGCAUUUUAACAAUCUGCAGCUUUUGUUGUCAGGUCAAUUGGACUCUGUAG
This is a messenger RNA of Clunio marinus, 264 nucleotides long. NCBI's taxonomy places the organism in Eukaryota, Metazoa, Arthropoda, Insecta, Diptera, Chironomidae. The record is from the annotation of a GenBank genome assembly.